GUUAAUCUUCGCAAAGCGUCGAAAUUCAUCGUAGACCAAUCGAUAUUCCAUAUAUUCCCAUUUUCAUAUUGUCGAGAAAUCAGAAUUUUUACUUCGUCUUGCAAACCACUUUGGUUGUUUUCUUCAGCAUCUUGAAUACAUUUACCUAUAAAUUCCUUCAAGGAGUCAGGCCACGGAUUGCUUUCCGUAUCCUUUUGCAUACUGAUUAUAUUCACUCAUAUAGUAAAUAUCCCCUUCUUCGAUGGAAAUUACAGAAAAACAAACUUGUUGGGGAUAUAGGUACGUUGUUUUGGUAUACACUAGAAGUUGAGAAGAGCAGGUUGAAAAACUUUGUAAGGGAAAGUUUAAUUAAAUCUCAAUUAGGUGGCAUCUAUAUGAAAAAAGAAAAUAACAGAACAAUGAAGAGAAUGGAUUUCAUUCCUCUGUCCAUUUGGCAUGAGUAAUUUUGUUUAGUACAGUAUUGCUACGCGAAUUCUGGUAAACCAAGUGAAACCAACAAGAAAAAGGUAGAUACAAGCUAACUGUUACCAGCUGAAGGAAAUUAAACGAAGAAAUAAAAAUAAAAAGGUGAAGAAUUGACAAGAGUAUUGAGCUCUUCUAGUGGUCCGUAAAUUUUCCUUUAAAAGACAAAAGGUACCUUUGAUGGAAAGACAACAGGUGAUCGAUUGCUUUCGAAAAUUACUUCCUGAAGAGACGGAAUACAAUGACAGGCUUAUAAGCUUAGCAGAGUCGUUUUUAGCCUGGUCGAGAUCUAAAGUUGUUUUGAAAGCAACAGAAGAGCCUUGUAGACCGUAUAUGGCAGCACAUUUAGCAUGCGAGAUUCUGAAAGGAAGACUAAAUAUAGAAAUCCAUGUUAACGCGACGCCAAUUCCUAAGAAGAAAUACGAAAAGCAGUUCACAUAUUUUCAAGAGGUUCUUCGUCCUUUGACAAAAGAUCUAUAUGCGCAGCAUGAUAUUCUGAAUGAUGUUCCCUUUCUAUGUACAAGAAUGGGCAGUCUUUCAGCUAUCCCUUAUGUAAAGGAAUUGGUGAAAACAACGGUAGUGGAAAACAUGAGGAUUGAACAUAUGAAGGGUAUUUUGAUAGCUGCUUAUUUGAUUGUUUCUGCUAGAAUGAGUGGAAAAGAUGAAUUGCGUGUCAACCACGCUGAAAGGAAAGCGGCUCAAGUGAUUCUUCAGGAUACAAACUCAAUAUCGCAAAUUCAGUAUUGGAUGCAAAUUUUGUCUGAGUCGCUUGUUUUUCAUCAAAUGCCCAUGAAUGCAAUGGAAGGCUACGAAGUCCAAAAACAGCGGACGAAGCCAUGGAGUGGAAUUGCCAGUAUGGUUCAGAUUAACUAUGAAAAGAGACUGAAAAGCUAUCCAUCGUGGAAAGCCAGUAUUUACGAGCAACUAGAGCAACUGAGCUAAUGAAGAAAAAAAGAAAACUAUGGAUAUGAAGCAAAAGAUAAGGUGCUAUAAUGACUGUCCAACACAGGGAGCUAAAAGGAACAGAAAAUAUAAUGUUUACAAAUGGUAUUUAUUACUUCUAUGUUCAUUGAUUCAUUCAUGCAGUAACAAAGAUGCUCAACGUUAAGCUUUCGAGAUGGUCCAUUGCAUAUCAGAAAUGGAAACCUCGGCUCCAGCUUUUUCAUCGUAAUCAUACCAGUCGUCUUCUAAUUCUACCUCGGCAAAUAUCGUACCACUCUCUUCUCCUUUGACGACCCAUUCGCCUUCGGGAACGAAUUUGACGAGUUCGCAGCCUCGGCAUUCUAACUCUAAAACACGUUGUUGACUUUGAGAAUUUGUAUAAGGAAGAAAUCGGCUGGCAAUGGCUACAAAAUAAUUAGCAUAUGUUGUCAAGAAGAGGCAUGAGGCAUCACUCAAGUCGCAAAAUUCGAACUCAAGUUAUCCUCAAUGUCUCCAACUAUUCCUUACAUAUCGUACUCGUUCUCUGCAAUGGGUUAGCAUUUGUAAGGGAGAAAAAAAUAAAGAAAGAAUGGAAUGAAAGAGAUUUGACUCACAACGCACCAAUAAAUACGUCAGUUGGAGAAAGAUCAUACCUUGCAGUUUUUACAAGUCCAAAUCAAGUUGGCUUCUCCCUUGCUUCCGGGAAUGUCGUGGAUUUCAGAUCGACAGAUGCCGAUAGGGUUCUCGUGGACUUCAUGGCAAGAACCACAUUCAACUUCAAACAUGUAAUAGAAGGCCUGUUCGUCCUUUGGGCUAAGGCUAGACACGCCGGCGAGUUCAGCCUGAAAAUUCAAAGCAAAUUUGACCAUCUUAUAAAAAGUUUAAAGAAAAAGUUUUCUCUGACGUCCAGUAUGGUCUUCAGGUUUGAAAUCUGUUUUUGUUAACCGAACUGAAAAUUUGUUUUAUUCUUAUGUAUCCUUAUGACCAGCAGAUCUACAGGUAACGAUCAGGAGUGACAAAGAAAGUUCGGCAAGUAAAAUGAAAAGAGGUCGUUUUAAAAAUGAUGACUUUAUUGGUUUUGCUUUGCGAUCCUUUAUUUUGCAUGUCUUAUAGGGACUGGGUUGUCGCUGAAAUAUCUAUUCGGAGGAUUUUUUUCAGCAUUCUUGUGCGGUUGAUUUGGCAACUUUUAGCAAAGCUGUUAGUUACCACCAAAGGGAAGAAGAAAUAGAAGAAGAAAAAACGAAAAUCAAGAAAAGGAAUUCAUAAAAUAUUGAGCGCAUAGAUUUUUUGAAGAAACCUUUUGGCUUAUCCUUCUGAGGAUGAACUCGGUAGCUAAUACUUUAAGUGAUACAGUGACGAAUAUUUUGACAAUGAUGAGAUCAAGGGGAAAAUUCUCGCUGGACGAUUUAUUGCAUUGCAUGAAUUAAUGGAGAGAAAUCCUCAUUGGACGAACAGAAAAGCAGGUAUGCAUUGUUGAAAAAUGGCUGAGGGAUGGGGUUUGGAAAGGUGAGGCUGUAUCGUAAGGUAUGUUCCCAAGGAAAAAGGUUUUUCAUCAAAAAAACGCUACUUGUCAUGAAAAAAAGAGCCGUUUCAUAAUAUUACUUUGCAUUCCAAAAAUCUAUUCAAUAAUUAGGCAUCACAUUUCACGUUAAGGAUUAUUUGUUUUGGCUGCAAGUCAGUUGUAUUUGCUUCCGGUUCAUUCAAUGCGAUUUACCAUCAACCUAACGUUACUUGAGAAGAAUAAAAGCUGAAAUUAUCAUUCUUUUUGUCGACUGAAACAACAUGACACUAAGUACUGCACUAUCCGAAUUUUUUUUUUUUUUUUUCAAUCACAGAUGCACAAAAAAUCGUCGACUACCCUUGCCUGUCUUGAAUUGGGCCUUGCAUCCACUCCCAUCUUGUUCUUUUUGGUUGACUUAGUACUAUCCGAUAAAUCAAUUUCCUCUAGACUCUUACUUUCAUCAGAUUUUCGUAUGUUUCUAUACAAUUAUAUUAUUCAGCGAAAAGCAUAAUUAUAAUAAUAAAGCUGUUUGAUUUGCCUCUUUUCCUAUCGGCUUACACCU
Schizosaccharomyces cryophilus OY26 is the source of this 3446-nucleotide messenger RNA. RefSeq names its product origin recognition complex subunit Orc6. The coding region runs from base 643 to 1404 and encodes 253 amino acids. Gene Ontology annotation, cellular component: nuclear origin of replication recognition complex. The record is from RefSeq and is a predicted model, not a curated record. Gene Ontology annotation, biological process: DNA replication. Lineage: Eukaryota; Fungi; Ascomycota; Schizosaccharomycetes; Schizosaccharomycetales; Schizosaccharomycetaceae. Gene Ontology annotation, molecular function: DNA binding. The transcript is spliced from 2 exons.